AUGUCCAUGAACGGAAGAAAAUUCGUGCAAAAUUUUACCUAUGGCCUUGAGCGUGACUUCGUUUCUCCCACUGGAGAACCUGCCGCCUGGGCUCAGGGUCAUCCGAAACGAUGGGGACAAGAGAGAGCAAAUAUUCGGCUGGGUGGAAACGCAUCCACGCCCACUCUGAGUCCCGAUGAUAGGCUUGUGGCAGUGGGGGUCGAUGGAGAAAUACGUAUCUUCGAUGUUGCUACGCAGGCGCCUCUCGAAGUGUUGACCGAUGAAGAGCGGGUUGAGAUUGUCCAGUUUGCGCCAGGCGUAGUUGACAGCCGCGAUGGCAAACACGCCCGCUAUUUACUGGCAUCACAAGGUGGCGAUAAUGAGAACCCGCGGGUGGUCCUAUGGGAGCUGGACGAGCAGGGGAAACUCGUCGCCACGACAGAGCCCCGACCCAGCUUCGAGGGCGAGCUCGGGUCUUUCAGUCCGGACGGCAAAACGAUGGUCUUUUUCAGCCAGAACGAGACAACCCAAGAGGAAAGCCGCGAAGCUGCGACUCUUCCCUGUGUCAAUCUGUGGAAUGCCGAAACUCGAUCCUUUCGCCACCACCUGCUGGGCCACACGGACCGUAUCAUGUGGGCUGCCAUGAGCCCCGAUAACAGGCUGGUCGCAUCCGCCGCAUGGGAUGGCGCCGCUCGGCUCUGGAGCGGAGCCUUCUCUUCGGAUCAAAAGUUCCUCGCCGUGAGCCAGGGAAAUCCCAGGACCUAUAUUCACGUCUACGAUAUCGCUACGGGGCAGCCGGUGUCUCGCUUUGAUCGAUUGCACAUGGCGACCCGUUCUCUGUCCUGGAGGCUCGAUGGGACCAUGCUCGCCUGCGGGGCUGAUGACGGUACACUUUGUAUCUGGGAUCCAUACACCGGAGAGGAACAGAUGCGAUGUUUGAUGAUUGUUGGCCGGAAGUUGGUGUUUCAGAUCCGAGAGGGAACCGUGGAGGUAUAUGAUUUUGAGAGCAAUCUCAAGCAGCAGUUUACAAGGGGAGUGGAGGACAAGAUAGACAGAUGCCCUGUCUCGGAGAUGGUCUGCUCCGGGGAUUCCAAAUUCAUUGUGGUCCCGGAUAUGGAUGGAUCUUUGAGAAUUUGGGACCUCUAG
This is a messenger RNA of Aspergillus caelatus, 1125 nucleotides long. Its product is annotated as WD40 repeat domain-containing protein. The record is from RefSeq and is a predicted model, not a curated record. The transcript has 3 exons. Bases 1 to 1125 code for a protein of 374 amino acids. Gene Ontology annotation, molecular function: protein binding. NCBI's taxonomy places the organism in Eukaryota, Fungi, Ascomycota, Eurotiomycetes, Eurotiales, Aspergillaceae.